UGGGGAAGAUUAAACAGCAAGAGAAGCAGCCGCUGGGGUAUUGGAGUCCUAUCUGGCCUUGCCGUGGUCUGGCUUUUACUCUGAAGCUGCUUGUUAAUUACAGUUAUGCAAAGUUCUGAAUCCUGCCGGAACAGAAAGUGAAAGCAGAAAUAAGUUCCCCUCCAUUCAAAUCUGCAACGACGUGGAUUGAGGUAACACAGCAACAUUUCUCUUGAAUCUGUCUUAAAAUCCUCAUCUUUCAGUGAAAAUAAUGACCUGAACUGAAGAUUAAAUCUGUUUAUUGAAACAUAUUGUUCGGAUCCUGAAUGACCUAACUGGAGCCAACACGGUGCUAUGGAGGACUAUUAGAUUUAGCCUGAACAUUUGUCUUCCGGAAAAUUGAUUUAGUAUUCUAUUCCUCUGUCAUGGCUAAUUCAUGCAGAAAAUUAAUAUUUAAUAUUUACAUAGUAUUUUACUGCUCAGCAGUCAUCAUGCCCCAAAUAUGUAUUUGUUCUCAGUUCACAAGUUCACCUAUUGAUCAGUUCAAUAAGGACCCCAAGGCUUUUCCAGUAGCCACCAAUGGGGAAAUAUUUCCUUGGCAUGAGCUAAGGCUCCCCACUGUGGUCAUUCCCCUCCACUAUGACCUUCUCAUUCACCCAAAUCUCACCUCCCUGGACUUUGUUGCAUCCGAGAAGAUUGAAGUCUUGGUUCGAGAUGCUACCCAGUUCAUCAUCUUGCACAGCAAAGAUCUUGAAAUCGUAAAUGCCUCUCUUCAGUCAGAGGAGGAUGUGAGAUACAGGAAACCAGGGGAAAGCCUAACUGUUUUGAGUUAUCCUGCUCAUCAGCAAAUUGCCCUGCUGGUUCCAGAGAAACUUAGGGCUGACCUGAGAUACUCUGUGGCUAUUGACUUCCAGGCCAAGCUAGCUGAUGGUUUUGAAGGCUUUUAUAAAAGCACGUACAGAACUCUUGGUGGUGAAACAAGAACGAUUGCAGUAACGGAUUUUGAGCCAACCGAGGCACGAAUGGCUUUCCCUUGCUUUGAUGAACCAUUGUUCAAAGCCAACUUUUCAAUCAAGAUAAGAAGAGAAAGCAGACAUAUUGCCCUCUCCAACAUGCCAAAGGUUAAGACGAUUGAACUUGAAGGAGGCCUCUUGGAAGAUCAUUUUGAAACUACUGUAAGAAUGAGUACCUACCUUGUAGCCUACAUAGUUUGUGAUUUCACCUCUGUGAGUGGUACAGCCUCAUCAGGGGUCAAGGUGUCCGUCUAUGCAUCUCCAGACAAAUGGAGUCAAACACAUUAUGCUUUGGAAGCAUCACUGAAGCUGCUGGACUUUUAUGAAAAUUACUUUGAUAUCCACUAUCCACUCCCCAAACUGGAUCUCGUUGCCAUUCCUGACUUUGCAAGUGGAGCCAUGGAAAACUGGGGCCUCAUCACGUACAGAGAGACGUCGCUGCUCUUUGACCCCAAGACCUCUUCUACUUCUGAUAAACUAUGGGUCACCGAGGUCAUAGCACAUGAACUAGCACACCAGUGGUUUGGAAACCUGGUUACAAUGGAAUGGUGGAAUGAUAUUUGGCUCAAGGAAGGUUUUGCAAGAUACAUGGAACUUAUCUCUCUCAACAUCACAUAUCCAGAGCUACAGUUUGAUGACAGUUUUUCGAACACGUGUUUUGAAGUAAUUAAAAGAGAUUCAUUAAAUUCAUCCCAUCCUAUCUCCAAUCAAGCAAAAACUGCUACUCAAAUAAAGGAAAUGUUUGAUGCUGUUUCGUACAACAAGGGAGCUUGUAUUUUGAAUAUGCUCAAGGAUUUUCUGAGUGAGGAGACAUUCAGGAAAGGAAUUAUUCACUACUUAAAGAAGUUCACCUAUAGAAAUGCGAAGAAUGAUGAUUUGUGGCACAGUCUGUCAAAUAAUUGUUUAGAAGGUGAUUCCACAUCGGGUGGAUUUUGUUAUUCUGAUUCCAAGAAGACAAGCAGCACACUUGCAUUUCUGCGGGAAAAUGUAGAGCUCAAGGAGAUGAUGGCCACAUGGACUCUGCAGAAAGGCAUCCCCCUCGUGGUGGUUAAACGAGAAGGGCGUUCCCUCAGACUGCAGCAGGAGCGCUUCUUGUCUGGGGUUUUCAAAGAGGACCCCGAAUGGGGGACUCUGCAGGAAAGGUACCUUUGGCAUAUCCCAGUGACCUACUCCACGAGUUCCUCUCAUGUGAUUCACAGACACAUUCUGAAACUGAAGACAGAUACUGUGGAUUUAUCUGAGAAGACCGACUGGGUGAAAUUCAACGUGGACUCCAAUGGCUACUACAUCGUUCAUUAUGAGGGACAAGGAUGGGACGAGCUCAUUAUGUUGUUGAAUCAGAACCACACACUUCUCAGGCCAAAGGACAGACUAGGUCUGAUUCACGAUGCGUUUCAGCUAGUAAGUGCAGGAAGGCUGACCCUAGACAAAGCCCUUGACCUGACUCGCUACCUCCAACAUGAAACAAGCAUUCCCGCGCUUCUCAAAGGUCUGGAAUACCUAGAAUUGUUUUACCGCAUGGUGGAAAGAAGGAACAUUUCAGAUGUCACUGAAAAUCUCAAGCAUUACCUUCUCCAGUAUUUUAAGCCAGUGAUUGACACGCAAAGCUGGCUUGACGAGGGCUCUGUCUGGGACAGAAUGCUUCGCUCCACUGUCUUGAAGCUGGCCUGUUACCUGAACCAUGCUCCUUGCAUCCAGAAGGCAACUGAACUCUUCUCUCAGUGGAUGGAAUCCAGUGGAAAAUUAAAUAUCCCAACAGAUGUUUUAGCGAUCGUGUAUUCCGUGGGGGCUCAAACAACAGCAGGAUGGAAUUACCUUUUGCAGCAAUAUCAACUGUCAUUGUCGGGUGCUGAAAAAAACAAAAUUCUGUAUGCAUUGUCAACCAGCAAACAUCAGCAAAAGUUAAUGAAGUUAAUUGAACUAGGAAUGGAAGGAAAGGUUAUCAAGACACAGGACUUGGCAACUCUUCUUUUUACGACUGCCAGAAAUCCCAAGGGGCAGCAACUAGCCUGGAACUUUGUAAAAGAAAACUGGACCCAUCUUCUUAAAAAAUUUGAGUUGGGCUCAUUCUCCAUAAGAAUGAUCAUCUCUGGUACAACAUCUCAUUUUUCUUCCAAGGAUGAGUUGCAGGAGGUGAAACUGUUCUUUGAAUCUCUUAAGGCCCAAGGAUCACACCUAGAUAUAUUUCAAAUUAUUCUGGAAACCAUAUCCAAAAAUAUAAAGUGGCUGGAGAAGAACCUUCCCACCUUGAGGAAAUGGCUACUGACUAGUAUUUAAAUGGUCAACAGAAACAGCACAUCAGAUGCUGUGUCUAUAGGAAGUGGGCGGAGCUCAAGCCAGUGUUCCAGAUAGUUUAACCUGUAAAGAGCCUCAAGAAGUCAGCCCACAGAGCUGCCUGUGCUCAGCUGUCACUUCUAGCUGACAGACAUAUGAUGCUGGGAUGGAGCCCCAGUAGCCUAUUUUAAAGUAAACCUCCUGAAUAAUGGAGAUAUGUGGAGAUAUAUAUAGAAAUAGCUGCUGCAACAGACUGUCUACACUGCCCCACUUUAGGCAACUACUCUUUUGCUUCUUUGAUGCUUUUUAAGCCUUGCAUAGUAUCCUGGAGUUUUCCCAACCAGGUUACUUCCAAGGAAACAUAACCAGUCUGCAAAAAAAAAAACAAAAAACCUUCUUUCACAUCUUUCCAUCUCCUCACCCUUCUUUCUCAGCUCAGCCUGAAUAGUUUAUUUAUUUUUUAUCAUUCAUGUAAAAUCUCAAAUUAUGAAGCAUAUGGAUCAGGAAAACAUGCUGCUGCUACUGCUGCUAAGUCGCUUCAGUCGUGUCCGACUCUGUGCGACCCCAUAGAUGGCAGCCCACCAGGCUCCGCCACCCCUGGGAUUCUCCAGGCAAGAACACUGGAGUGGGUU
Bubalus bubalis (water buffalo) is the source of this 3898-nucleotide messenger RNA. RefSeq names its product endoplasmic reticulum aminopeptidase 2 (gene ERAP2). Gene Ontology annotation, cellular component: cytoplasm. Gene Ontology annotation, biological process: peptide catabolic process; proteolysis. NCBI's taxonomy places the organism in Eukaryota, Metazoa, Chordata, Mammalia, Artiodactyla, Bovidae. The record is from RefSeq and is a predicted model, not a curated record. The coding region runs from base 405 to 3269 and encodes 954 amino acids. The transcript has 19 exons. Gene Ontology annotation, molecular function: zinc ion binding; metalloaminopeptidase activity; peptide binding.